Molecule: messenger RNA, 321 nt
Organism: Glarea lozoyensis ATCC 20868
Lineage: Eukaryota; Fungi; Ascomycota; Leotiomycetes; Helotiales; Helotiaceae
Product: F-box
Exons: 1
Coding region: 1-321 (106 amino acids)
Molecular function (GO): protein binding
Source: RefSeq, a predicted model, not a curated record
AUGCCCACCACCCUAACAACCCUCCCCCCCGAACUCCUCCUCACAAUCCUAACCCACCUCGACAUCCCCGACCUCCACGCCCUCACGCGCACUUCGCACGCUCUCCGACACCUCUCCACCGACCCUCUCCUCCAUACCACGCGUCUCCAGCGCGUGCCCGCUGCCCUCAACCAUUCUCUAAACGCGAGACCUAGUCUGGCGUCCCUGAUUGCGAAGCAGAUAUAUGUUACGAGGACGACUGUUGUGGCGAGACGGCUCGGCAGGGAUUUUAUUCGGAUAAGGUUGGAGAGGGAGUUGGGGGGGAGGGGGGUGGGUGUUUGA